Molecule: messenger RNA, 2476 nt
Organism: Prorocentrum cordatum
Lineage: Eukaryota; Dinophyceae; Prorocentrales; Prorocentraceae
Source: the annotation of a GenBank genome assembly
GUGGAAUUGGAACUGCGUGGUGACAUUUCGGUUCGAGCGAGGUUUGGAUCCUUUUCCAUGGCGACUAUAGAGGGCACCGCCAGGCUUUUGAGGCGCGCCGUGGAGCGGGGAGCGCUGCACCCCGCGAACGUGCGCGCCCUCGGGGACUCUCGCCUCUCUUGCGCCGCGCUCGGCUUCGGGGCCUACCGCGUCGGUGGCGGCGACGAGACCGCGCACCACGGCGCGCUCUCCGCGGCCCUGCGCGCUGGCGUGAACCUCGUUGACACCUCGUCGCACUACUCCGCUGGCGGGGGCAAGCCUGGUGGCGGGCACGGCGCGAGCGAGCGCCUGGUGCGCCGCGUCCUCGCCGACGCCGCAGAGGCCGGCCAGGUGUGCCGCGAAGGCGUGGUGAUCUGCACGAAGCUGGGCCACGUCGAGCGCGGCGCAGAGCCGCCGCCGGAGUCGGUGGUGAUCGCGCAGCAGGGCGAUGUGCACGGGGAGGAUUGGCACUCGAUCGACCCCGGGUUCGUGGAGGCGGAGGUGCGCGCCAGCGGCGAGCGCCUCGGGACCCCCCCAGACUUCGUCCUGCUGCAUAACCCGGAGUACUUCCUCUCGGCGCAGCUGGUCAAGAGGGUUCCCAUCGCUGACGCCUGGGACGAGAUGUACGACAGGCUGGAGCGCGCUUUCGGCGCCUUGGAGGCCCUCUGCGACGAGGGGGCGAUCGGUCACGGCUACGGGGUGAGCGGGAAUUUCCUCUCGUGCCUCUUCUCCACGACGGGCCGUCCCAACCUGUAUGAGGCGCUGGCCCUCGACCGCGUGGUCGACGCCGCCGCGCGCGCCGCGCGCCGCCGCGGCGGCUCGGGGCACCGCCUCCGGCUGGCGCAGCUCCCGCUCAACGUCUUCGAGAGCGGGGCCGUGCUGGGGCGGGGGGCGGCCGUGCCAGAGGCCGCGGGGGGCGACUGCGCGGCGGCCGCGGGGCUCAAGGUGGCCCUCAUGAGCAACAGGCCGCUGAACGCGCUCCCGAUGCCUGGCGUCUCCGCGGGGGACUGGGGGCGCAGCGCCUCGCACCUGCGGCUGCGGGACGCGCGGCCCAUGGGCGCGGUGGAGUCGCUGCUGCGGCGGGUGCUCUCGGAGGCGCUGGCGGAGGGCGGGGGCGGCGAUGCCCUGCCGCUGCAGCAGCUGUCCCUGCGGCUCUCGCUGUCCGCCCCGUCGGUGGCCUGCUGCCUCAACGGCAUGCACGACGCGCGAUACGUGCAGGACGCCGCCGCCGUCCUGCAGGCCGCACCUUUUUCGGCGGAGCAGACGGUGCGUGCCCUCCAGGCGGCGCGCUCGGCUGCGGAGGAGCUCGGCUGUGAGCGCCGCGGGCUGUGGUGAGCUCCGCGCGCGCGGCCCGCGGCAUCGAUUUUCGAGCUCUCGCCCCGGCCGGGCGCGGCGCCCUGUUUCACCCUCUCUCUCGCGCCGCCUGGCGCAAGGCUCGUUGGCUUGCGUGGAUGCCCGCGCUCAACGCAUCCAUGGGAUCGUGCCGCGGUAUCUUGAGUGCUAGGGCCCCUAGCCUAGUGCAUGGAUGUGGAUAUGUUUGUCGCUCGUGAGCGGCGCGUACCUGUACAGUUACAAGCAGGUCAACAUUAUGUUCGUUCAAUCUCGUCACAGCGCGUUGGUUCCAAGCCCGAUGCGGUCGUACAAUUCUUGCAAGCGGGAUCUUGUCGACAGCCUAUUGCCGUGGUUACGAGUCUGACGCAGUUGCUGAGCCCUGUGCAGUUGCUUGCGACCUAUGUUGGCAGUCUCCGUGCAUGAACAACGGCGGAGUUGGCAGAAAGGCUCGUGAGAUCAGAUCGGCAGGUCCCGCGCGCGACGUGAAGCGUGCAGCUGCGUUGGAAGGCCUUUGCCGCUUUUCGGGCAGUGUUCGCAAUACUGCGAAAUUUCUUGUGUGUGAAGAUUCGUGCGCGAUCUUUCUGAUAUGCCUGGUAUUGAAUUCGGACUACUCUGUUCAGCUGAGAGUCUGCGCGUAAUUUUAGGCAAAACCCUUCAAGUGCUGUGAAGUCUGCGAUGCCUGAUGUCUGGGACGCUUUUGCACUGGGUCUUUCUUGUGCCAGGGUUGGUCUUUCUUUGUGUGUUCGUAGUGGAGUUGCCCACACGCAGAAUCGAGGGUUGUUCUGCCGUCCCUGGUGGCAGCCGGAUGCUCCACCAAUUUCAAGCGACUGGUGUCACGUCGGCUUGGGCCUUGCCUGGGUCGUCGGUGUGGGUGCGCUGCGGGUGUUUCUUCGUGGCAGGACGCAAUGCACGCCCCUACUGUAUCUCAGAGCAGACUUGCAGUGGCGGCGCAGCUGCGUUCUGUCGUGGCCGUGCUGGCCUUGGGGUGCGCGCCUGUGGCUUCCACGUCGGCUCGCGCCGCCCGCUGCGGCCUGUCUGUCCGCAAGGUCCCGUCAAGGAGGCGCGCGCGGCGCGUGCUCGCGUCAGCUGCGCGGCACGGCUCGCGCCCGGCGCAAGCGAAGCAAGC